AUGAAAAGAGAGAGAUCUGAUUCCCUAAAUAAUAACUACAUGGAAAAUGAUAUAAUACGACAAUCAUAUUAUAAUCAUAAGAAUUUUUCUCCAAUAACAACAAAUGAAAAAGUUGAUAAUAGUAAUGAUAUAGCAGUACGAGAUGGUAUAAUAUGUAAUGAACCCCCAUGUGAAAAUAACUUCAUCUUACUGGAAUUUUAUCCAAGUCACGUCGAAAAUUAUCAUAAUAAUAGAUGUAGCAAAUGUAAACAAAAUUUCAUAUCUAAUCAUAUUCUGAAUUUACAUAUUGAUGAAUGUCAUAAUCCAUUUCUUAACGAAUUCGAUAAUUUAAAAUGUUUCGAAGUACACUGUAAUGAAACUUUCGAAAAUCAUAAUGAAAGAAUUAAACAUCUUAUAAAAAAACACGAUUAUCCCUCAUUUUUCGAUUUUGAUAUGAUUUUUAGUGGUUAUUAA
Messenger RNA from Arxiozyma heterogenica, 453 nucleotides. RefSeq lists its product as uncharacterized. The record is from RefSeq and is a predicted model, not a curated record. The transcript has a single exon. NCBI's taxonomy places the organism in Eukaryota, Fungi, Ascomycota, Saccharomycetes, Saccharomycetales, Saccharomycetaceae. Bases 1 to 453 code for a protein of 150 amino acids.